AUGAGUCAAAUCAAAACUAACUCCAUUAUAACCAAUGUUUUUAAUUGUACUGCUAAAUUAACUAGCUUUAAAAAAAUAUCUCUAAUCCAAAAUACCCAUAGAUUUUACCACCCAAAUACCACAGAGUAUCCUAAACCUCACUCUUAUUUUCCAUAUCUAACUUACGCUCCAGAUUCCAUUCAAGCCAAAAUUUUGAGCAAUUGUUUGCAAAAACAUGUCCCUAACACAGGCAUUAAUGAACGUAGCUUGAUAAAUAGUUGCAAUGAUUUGGGUCAAUCGUCAACAAUGCUAAGCGUACUAAGCGCUCCAUCCAACAGUGCUGUUUUAGAAUUGAUUAAGUUUCAUUUAGUUACUUCCAGACUAGAAUUAUUUCAUUUUGCAUCAAAAAAUGAUAAAAGCUUGGAAGAAAUUUUUUUGAAAAGAUUAGAAUUAAACAAGCCCAUAAGUAACCAAUUAUCUGCUUUAUUAAGCCAUUUAACCAGCCCUUUCCCUUCUAAUUUAGAUGUAGGUAUCCAAGAAUUACACAACUUGUCAAACGACUUUGUUGUAUUGGCUAACGAUAUUAAAGAGAGUCAUGAUUUUGCUUGGUACAGUAAAAGGAUGGGCUUAAGUGUUGCAUAUGUUAGUUCUGAAUUGUUCAUGGCACAAGACAAAUCCGAAAAUUUUAAGGAAACUAUGGAAUUUGCCAGGAGAAGAUUGGACAAUUGGAGAAAUUAUGGUACCAUGUACAAUAAUACUGAAGAAUUUUUAUGGUUUCAAUUAAUGAGUGGCUUAAGUUUCGUUAGAAGCCAAACUGCUUGA
Molecule: messenger RNA, 801 nt
Organism: Saccharomycodes ludwigii
Lineage: Eukaryota; Fungi; Ascomycota; Saccharomycetes; Saccharomycodales; Saccharomycodaceae
Gene: COQ9
Product: ubiquinone biosynthesis protein COQ9
Exons: 1
Coding region: 1-801 (266 amino acids)
Biological process (GO): ubiquinone biosynthetic process
Cellular component (GO): mitochondrial inner membrane
Molecular function (GO): lipid binding
Source: RefSeq, a predicted model, not a curated record